CUUUUUCUCUCAUGAGAGAAUUUACGUCAAAAUCACUCCAUGUUAAAAACAGAAACGUGGUAGAAAAAUUAUUUUUACUUCACAUCAUAAGCAAUUUGAUAUUUUAGUAAUACGGACAACCUCGAAUACAUCACUAACACCGUCUAUCUAACAUUUUCAUUUUUCUCGAGAAAUGCUUAAAUAAUCAUAAACGUGAGCAGAAGUGAUUCAGAAAUAAAAAUCUAAGCAUGAAUAAUUCGAUUAAAGUGCAUAAAUCUUUGAUGCUAUUAAAGAGAAAUUACAGCCAAAUCAAUUUAGAAAUAAUGCUAAGUGACGAAAAUAAACGAAAGACAAUAGAAAAGUUCAAGAAAUAUACAAAAUUAAGAUUUGCCGAAAAGAAUCCUGAAAAGCAUGCGGCAAUUUUGAUUCCUAUGUGUAUAACAAACAAUGAGAUAAGCAUUUUGUAUACGAUUAGAAGCAGUAAGUUAAGGAAUUAUUCAGGUCAAGUUUGUUUUCCAGGCGGAAAAAUGGAUGACACCGACAAUCACGAAAUCGAAUGUGCAUUAAGAGAAACCGAAGAAGAAAUCGGAUUAAGUUCUCAAUACAUAAAAAUAUGGGGUUCUGGUUCUCAAAUAACGCCAAGAGAUGGUCCAUCGAUUCUUCCCAUCAUUGCUGAAGUCGAAAACUUUUCACACACAAUGCUCACUAAAAAUCCUGAAGAAGUGGAAAAGAUUUUCACGAUUUCCCUUGACCGGCUUCGUGAUCCGACGUUUAUUCGUCACACACAGUUCAAAAGUCGAAGUGGCAACUCUUCAGGCUUCUCAAUGCCAGUUUAUCUUGGCGGCGACAUGAGGUUCUGGGGAAUGACUGCGACAAUCACACAUUUUCUACUUUGUUCAAUGCUGCCUAAAGAACUUUAUAAUCGUCGAAUGCCGUUUGUCAAUAAAUAUGAUACAACAAACUGAUUGUAAAAAGUGCUAUCAACUGAUAUGAUUAUGGCAACUGCGUUGUCAUUCAUAACAUCGCUCGUCUGUGUUAUAUUUUCUUGACCGAUAUAUGAAAAUUUAAUUUAUUUAAAACAGAAUUAAGGACUCGAGACCAAAUCAAUUAAGUUUAAAAUGUUGACUUUUAUUUGUGGAACUUUUCUUUUGUGUUAAUAGUUGAUGGACAUUGUUUUAACUUCUUUAAAAAUUAACAAAUGAAAAAAAAUUGAAAAGUUAUCAGUUAGAGUGAUGCAGUGAAAAUGAAAUAUUGUUGAGUAUUAAUUAUUGUUAAUUGGUAUAUAAAUGAAACGUAAAUGUUUAAUAUAGAACUAGACUGCAUAUCAAAUAGCUGCUAAUUUUCCUUAUAUCUAUUUUAGUAUCAUGUGUCAUGAUAUUGCAUUUUAUGAGAAUAAUGAUGAUUAUUAUUGUGAGGGAUUAAAAUUAAUAUCUAUUGAAGUUAUUUAAUAAAAAAUAAAUGAAAAUAAUUCUGCUUGGAAUCUUAUAAGGAAUGAGAUAUUCUAAAAAGUUUUUCAUACUUUAAAUGAUUUCCAA
Molecule: messenger RNA, 1514 nt
Organism: Clunio marinus
Lineage: Eukaryota; Metazoa; Arthropoda; Insecta; Diptera; Chironomidae
Source: the annotation of a GenBank genome assembly